UACUUGACAACUGACAAGCCACACUGCCGACUGCCGAGGGUACUAUUUUUGUUGGGUAUUACUUAUAUACUAUAAUUAACAUCAUUCAAUACAAUCGAAUGUUCUGAAACGUAUCUAAUAUCAUGCCGGGAAAAAUGAGGAAAGUAUCACUAAAUAUUCCAUUCUCUACAAAUGCUCAUGCUCGCAUUGCAUAUAAUGUCAUUAAUGUUGACAAAGAAUUAAAAAGUGUAAGUAGAAGUUUAACUGUUGAAGAUAGUAACCUUAUUAUAAAUUUUGAAGGAGACGACUACAAAUUUUUAAGACUUUCAGUGAAUGGAUUGCUCCAAAAUUUAAGUUUAGUUACCAAAACCAUAAGUUUGUUUAGUUUGUAAAAAGUAAAAAAAACAUGCCAGAACAUUCUCCAGCUCCCAGUCCAGCGCGAUCAGUUUAUGGUUUUUCUAUGUAUUUAUUUAGUAAAACAUUGCUUGCAGUGUAUUUGAUUUGGGCCAUAGUUCCUAAUGAGUAUUUUCAUUACAUGUAUAUUUAUUAUAUACCACAAAAAUUUUGGUCAACAGCUGUACCCAUACAAUGUUUAGUUGCAUUGACAUUAUUUGCUUUUCUAAUCUAUCCCAGUUCUAAUCUUAUGUUAGCAUUUACAUGUGAUAGUAUAAACUCUAUUUGGGAUAAGUUUAGUUGUAAAAGUAAUAAAAUUAGCAAAUAUCAGACUUCUAUUCAGCCUGUUUGUAUUUGUAAGACAAAUGAAAAAUGUAAAAAAAAAUAUUUUUCUACAAUACCUAAAGAUUUUGAUGAAAAUACUGUACCACAACUGUAUGAUUUAGAUAUCCGUUAUGUUUGUAAGAAGUUGUAUUUGAAUAGAAAUAAAAAUAUUUAAAUGUUG
Molecule: messenger RNA, 877 nt
Organism: Pieris rapae (cabbage white)
Lineage: Eukaryota; Metazoa; Arthropoda; Insecta; Lepidoptera; Pieridae
Gene: PIG-P
Product: phosphatidylinositol N-acetylglucosaminyltransferase subunit P
Exons: 4
Coding region: 386-871 (161 amino acids)
Source: RefSeq, a predicted model, not a curated record